Messenger RNA from Trypanosoma grayi, 1989 nucleotides. Its product is annotated as Pescadillo. The record is from RefSeq and is a predicted model, not a curated record. Gene Ontology annotation, biological process: maturation of LSU-rRNA from tricistronic rRNA transcript (SSU-rRNA, 5.8S rRNA, LSU-rRNA); ribosome biogenesis. Gene Ontology annotation, molecular function: RNA binding. The coding region runs from base 1 to 1989 and encodes 662 amino acids. The transcript has a single exon. Lineage: Eukaryota; Euglenozoa; Kinetoplastea; Trypanosomatida; Trypanosomatidae. Gene Ontology annotation, cellular component: nucleolus; PeBoW complex.
AUGCACCGCAAGCAGGCGUGGGCAAAGCGCGUCAAGAAGGAGCGCUUCAAGAAGAAGUAUGUGACGCGCAUGCAGGCGACGCGGCUGCUGCAGGUCGACUCGAUCCAGUUUCGCCGCCUGUGCAUCCUCAAGGGCAUCUAUCCCCGCGCCCUCGCCCGAAGCAAGCAGAAGCAGAGCGGCAACGACAAGCAGUACUACCUUGCGCGGGAGAUCAAGUGGCUCGUACGCGACCACAUCGCCGAGCGCAUGAUGGCCCACCGCGCGUGGGAGAAGAAAGUGCGCCGCGCCGAGGCGAUGGGGCUUGACGAAGACCUCAAGACGCUGCAGAGCGCCAAAGUGAAGCCGCGCUACAGCCUCGUCGCGACCAUCAAGGAGCGCUACCCCUUCUUCGCCGACGCGGUGCGAGACAUCGACGACGCCAUGUCGAUGAUUGCCCUCUACGCCUUCCUCAGCCCGGAGGUGAUGAGCGAAAGCACCAUUGAGACGCACCACGCACUCACCUCCGGCCUCCACCAGCGCGCGCGGGAGACCAGCGAGCGCUGGAACCGUUACGUCGUGCGCGCCCGCGCGCUGUCGAAGGGCUUCAUCUCGAUCAAGGGCUACUAUUUUGAGGCGAUUGUGCGCGGUGAACGGGUGCGCUGGCUGUGCCCACACGAGUAUGCGCACAAGUUCCCGCCGGGGAUUCAGCAGUACAUCACACUCAGUUUCCUGGAGUUUUACAUUGAGCUCAUGCGUUUCGUACUCUUCAAGCUCGAGCAUGACCUCGAGCGAGACUUGGCAGAGCAGCAGAAUGCUGAAGAGGACGGGAUUAAUGUGAAUGCGGAAGAUUUCCACACCACCGACGUGGAUGCGGCACGGGACCUCAGCAGCGCAACGAAGGAGGCACGCAACAGGACAGAACUUAUGGAAGAGGAGCUUCGGAAGGUGCGCCGCGUCUUCGAUGGGCUGACGUUCUACAUCUCGCGUGAGGUGCCACAGAAACAUGCGGCCCUCGUUAUUGAGGCGUGUGGCGGACGCGUCGCAACAGCCUACGCCGCAGACAACAUUACGCACUUCGUAGUUGACCGUCCUGCGCUGCCACCAGGUUUCGAGCGCGUUGAGCGCAUUGAGUACGUGCAGCCGCAGUACCUGUUCGACUGCCUCAACGCCCGCACGCUGCUGCCUCCCAACGGCUACCGCAUCGGUGAGGAACUGCCACCGCACGUGUCGCCCUUCACGGUGGCCAUCACGAACAGCGCGGAGGAUAUCGCCGCGGUGGAAGAGGCGAAGAAGCACCAUCCCAAGAUAGUCUCGUACGUGCCGCAACGGGUGCAUGAGAUACGCACCCUGGUGAAUCCACAGUACACGCCAGUUGAUCCGGAAGGAAAGGCGGCUGAGUUGAUGCUGCGCGACGAGAGUGACGAGGAGCACGCCGCGGUGCCGGAGAUGGACGCCGACGACGACGUGUCGCUCUCCGGCGACGAGCUCACGGAGGCCCGUCGCCGCCCGCAGUGGGAAGAGGAGGAGGUGACGGAGAACGUGCAGCGCAGCAAGCUGUCGGCGCUCAAGGUGAUGAAGCAGCGCAAGAUGAACUUAAUGAACGCGCCUACCGAUGAGGUGGUCGCGCGCCGGCGUCUGGCGCAGCAGAAGUCGCGCGACGCACGCCGGCAGCAGGAGUCGGACGAGCACCGGCUGAAGCGUAAAAUGACUGAGGCGAAGCGACAGGAGACAGCUACGCGCAAGAUGCAGCUCCAAGUAGCCCGCAAGAAGGCCGCGCGCUACUACAAGAUGGUCAACGGCGUCGUGCAGGGCAGCCAGCGGCGCGAGAAGAUGCUUGAGGCGAAGGCGCAGCAGAUUGCCGACGGCCGCAUCGCCACGAAGGCGGACGGCAGUGGCCUUGUCAACAGCAAGCUGGAGGCGCGCCGCGCCAAGGCGGAGGCCAGCGGCAAGAAGCUCAGGGAAAAGCGGCCUGCAAACCCGUACAAGAAGCUGCCGAAGUGGGUGCGCUGA